AUGGUGUCCCAGCUGAGCGCCCUGCAACGGGAGCUGCUGGGCGCCCUGCUCAGCUCCGGGGCCACCAAGGAAGGGCUGAUCCGCGCCCUGGAGGACAUGGUGCCCGCCGCCGGUUUCGGCGUCAAGCUGGAGAGCCUCCCGCUGUCUCCCGGCGGGCCCCCCGACGGCAGGGCCGCGCUCCCGGCGCUGGCCAACGGGCACGGCAAGGGCAAGCUCUCGGGCGACGAGGGCUCCGAGGACGGCGACGACUUUGACACGCCGCAGAUCCUCCGCGAGCUGCAGUCGCUCAACACGGAGGAGGCCGUGGAGCUGCGGACAGAGGUGGAGAGGAUGAUCAGCGAGGACCCGUGGCGGGCAGCGAAGAUGAUCAAGGGCUACAUGCAGCAGCACAACAUCCCCCAGAGGGAGGUGGUGGAUGUCACUGGCCUCAACCAGUCCCACCUAUCCCAGCACCUCAACAAGGGCACCCCCAUGAAGACCCAGAAGAGAGCUGCCCUGUACACGUGGUACGUCCGCAAGCAGCGGGAGAUCCUCCGGCAGUUCAACCAGGCAGUCCAGGGUUGUGGAAAUAUGACAGACAAAGGCAGUCAGGAUCAGCUGCUGUUUCUCUUUCCAGAGUUCAAUCAGCAGAACCAGGGGGCUGCCCAGCUCGACGACGCCUGCUCCGAAACGCCCAGCAAGAAGAUGCGGCGCAAUCGGUUCAAGUGGGGGCCGGCCUCCCAGCAAAUCUUGUACCAAGCCUACGAGCGCCAGAAGAACCCCAGCAAGGAGGAGAGGGAGACUCUGGUGGAGGAGUGCAACAGGGCCGAGUGUCUGCAGCGAGGAGUGUCCCCCUCCAAGGCGCACGGGCUGGGCUCCAACCUGGUCACCGAGGUCCGUGUGUACAACUGGUUUGCCAACCGGCGCAAGGAGGAGGCUUUCCGCCAGAAGCUGGCCAUGGAUGCCUACAGCUCGGGCCAGCCCCCACACAGCAUGAACCUGCUGCUGUCCCACGGCUCCCCACACCACAACCAGCCCAGCGCCUCCCCGCCCAGCAAAAUGCCAGGGGUCCGGUACAGCCAGGCGAGCGCCGAGGCCGCGUCCUCGGGGGCCAUCAGCCACCACGGCAGCGGUGCCAUGGUCACCACCAGCCAGGCUGUCCUGCAGCAGGUCUCCCCGGCCAGCCUGGACCCGGGCCACGGUUUGCUCUCUCCCGAAGGUAAAAUGAUCUCCGUGUCAGGGGGCGGGCUGCCCCCCGUGAGCACCCUGACCAACAUCCACAGCCUGUCCCACCACAACCCUCAGCAGUCCCAGAACCUCAUCAUGACGCCGCUCUCGGGGGUCAUGGCCAUCGCCCAGAGUCUGAACACCUCUCAGGCUCAGAGUGUCCCCGUCAUCAACAGCGUGGCUGGCAGCCUGGCAGCCCUGCAGCCCGUGCAGUUCUCGCAGCAGCUCCACAGCCCCCACCAGCAGCCGCUGAUGCAGCAGUCCCCGGGGCACAUGUCACAGCAGCCCUUCAUGGCCACCGUGACCCAGCUGCAGAACUCACACAUGUAUGCACACAAGCAGGAGCCUCCCCAGUAUUCCCACACCUCCCGCUUCCCCUCGGCCAUGGUGGUGACGGACACCAGCAGCAUCAGCACGCUCACCAACAUGUCAUCCAGCAAGCAGUGUCCCCUACAAGCCUGGUGA
Molecule: messenger RNA, 1671 nt
Organism: Catharus ustulatus (Swainson's thrush)
Lineage: Eukaryota; Metazoa; Chordata; Aves; Passeriformes; Turdidae
Gene: HNF1B
Product: HNF1 homeobox B
Exons: 9
Coding region: 1-1671 (556 amino acids)
Biological process (GO): positive regulation of DNA-templated transcription; regulation of transcription by RNA polymerase II; insulin secretion
Cellular component (GO): nucleus
Molecular function (GO): DNA-binding transcription factor activity, RNA polymerase II-specific; RNA polymerase II cis-regulatory region sequence-specific DNA binding
Source: RefSeq, a predicted model, not a curated record